GUGUGUGAUAUAAAGAAGUGUGAAAGCUGAGUUAAACUGAAGAAUCAAGAGGCCUUACCUAUUGUUGACCAAUCUCAGUAGAGUUUAAUAAUUAGGUGACUUUGAACUCGAGGGAAUCUAGAACUUCAGGAGUGUAGUGGGAUUCUAAGAAGAGAAGAAGCAAAAAUAUGGCUGAGAACUCAACCAUCCCAAAGUUGAAGGACGAGGCCCUGCUAAACUCCUUUAAAACGCAACUAAAUGACAACGUUCAACUUAUAUUGCUUAACUUUGAGGAGCUCCUUAGAAUGGUGUCCAUUGGAACUCGAGGCCAAAUCCCUGAUGCCACGCAACAAGAAAUGCAUGCUCUUGAAAUGCAAUUGCGUUCCGGCAAUUUGAUUCGCGCAGCAGAAGCUCUAAUGAAGCUAGUCAAUGACAUUAAGGAGUACCACAUUAUUUACGAUUCUUUGUCCAUCGAAGAGGAAAUGAAUAGAUACUCGGAAUUGCAACGUGACAAACAAGUCGAGUAUGACCGAAAAAUAUCCGAAAUUGUUAAGGAUUUGGACGACCACCUGACCGAAUUGGAGGAGGAGUACUACGAGUUCUCCAGUUAUUACUAGGAGCAGAGCACAUCCCAUUAAACACUUUCUUUUAACUUGAGAUUAUACAAACAGGACGAAAAGAUAAACCUACCUUAGGAAGAACAAUUAACAAACAAUAAACAAUACACAAUAAA
Messenger RNA from Drosophila erecta, 712 nucleotides. RefSeq names its product mediator of RNA polymerase II transcription subunit 22. Gene Ontology annotation, molecular function: transcription coregulator activity. The record is from RefSeq and is a predicted model, not a curated record. Gene Ontology annotation, biological process: regulation of transcription by RNA polymerase II. Bases 168 to 596 code for a protein of 142 amino acids. The transcript is spliced from 3 exons. Gene Ontology annotation, cellular component: mediator complex. Lineage: Eukaryota; Metazoa; Arthropoda; Insecta; Diptera; Drosophilidae.